CGAGCCUCCCCUUCUGUCAGUCACCAUGGUGGCAUACAACAGAAAGCUUUGGCGGCGGACCCAUCUUUACUUUUAAAUCUAUCAAAAUGCUUUUGUAAGGAUUGUUUCUGUCGGCUAUGUAUAGCAUUACAUUCAAAAAUGGACAACUGCUUGUUAUAAGAAUAGCGCACACUUUUUCCUUUGAAUGUAAUUUCAUAGAUUUUUUUUGUCAACAGCAAAAUGCUGAAGAUACAAGGACUGGAUAUCGGUGUCGGAACAGUUUGACCGCAAACGACUUCCAAUCACCAAGCAUCUUCUGUGACUUGUAAAAGGAUUCUUCGAGCCGCGCCUUAUAAGUUUCCUUCUGUUGGGACCGGUGGCAGCCCUCCAGAAUAAUCGGUUUUGAGACAGAAAGAAACCCCGAGGCUCACGUUGUGGCCUGGCUUGGGGAGUUCGUAUCCACCUCUAUUAGCGUGUGCUGAACAGAAGAGAAGAAAGUGGGAACAAAUACUAUCCCUCGGUCUGUGGACCCUGCACCGUGGAUAUUUGCAAUUGGUCAAAGGAAUAAGCAAUUCAACUGUUUUUUUUUUUUACUGGUCUUCAACACAAUGGCGUCUUAUGUGGAUAACAGCUUCCGCCAGGCUGUGAUGAUGAAUCCAGCAGAAAGAACGCAACAGGACCUGGAGAUCGUGUACUCGUACCUGCACGGUAUGGAGGCUCUGUCCAACCUCCGAGAGCACCAGCUGAGGAUCAUGUGUGAGACGGUGCGCUACGAGAGACAUGAAGCCAACGAAGUUCUCUACUAUCCUGAUGAUGUAGGCAGCUGCUGGUACAUCCUGCUGUCUGGAUCGGUCUUCAUCAAGGAGUCCAUGUUCCUCCCCAGGAGCAGUUUUGGAAAGCGAUCGGCAGCGAGCCUGAGACGCGGUUGUGAGUGCAUCGUUCUGGAACCUUCCGAGAUGAUCGUGGUGGACUAUAUGGAUGAAAAUGAAGAGUACUUUCAGCGGCAAGCCUCACAUCGACAGUCCCGCCGGAGGUUCCGGAAGAUCAACCAGAAGGGAGAGCGACAGACCAUCAUCGACACGGUCGACCCCUACCCUGCCGGCAAGCCCCCCCUAGCCAGGGGCUACCACACGCUCCCUGCAGACUUCAGCCGCCUCCACCUGGCAGAUGGCUUGCACCCACAGGUGACCCACGUCUCCUCCAGCCAAUCAGGAUGUAGUAUCACCAGCGACUCAGGGAGCAGCAGCCUAUCAGACAUUUACCAGGCCACGGAGAACGAUCAAGGAGACAUGGACCUGAGCGGCCUGCCGGAGACGGCCGUGGACUCAGAGGAGGACGACGACGAGGAGGACAUCGAGCGUGCGUCAGACCCCCUCAUGAGCCGCGACAUCGUACGGGACUGCCUGGAGAAGGACCCCAUGGACAGGACCGACGAUGACAUCGAGCAACUACUGGAGUUCAUGCACCAGCUGCCUGCGUUCGCCAACAUGACCAUGUCUGUCCGGAGGGAGCUGUGUGCCGUCAUGGUGUUCGCUGUGGUGGAGCGGGCAGGAACCAUCGUCCUCAACGAUGGAGAAGAGCUGGACUCGUGGUCGGUGAUCCUGAACGGCGCCGUGGAGGUGACGUGCCCAGAGGGCCGCGCUGAGAUCCUGUGCAUGGGGAACAGCUUUGGGGUGUCGCCCACCAUGGAGAAGGAGUACAUGAAGGGAGUGAUGAAGACCAAGGUGGACGACUGCCAGUUUGUGUGCAUCGCUCAGCAGGAGUACUGCUGCAUCCUGAACCAGGUGGAGAAGAACAUGCAGAAGGUGGAGGAGGAGGGAGAGAUCGUCAUGGUGAAGGAGCACCGCGAACUGGACCGCACCGGAACCAGGAAGGGACACAUCGUCAUCAAGGGGACGACAGAGCGCCUGACCAUGCACCUGGUGGAGGAGCACUCGGUGGUGGACCCCACCUACAUCGAGGACUUCCUGCUCACCUACAGGACCUUCCUGUCCAGCCCCAUGGUGGUGGGGCACAAACUGCUGGAGUGGUUCCACGAUCCGAGCCUCAGGGACAAGGUUACACGGGUAGUCUUGCUGUGGGUGAACAAUCACUUCAACGACUUCGAGGGCGACCAUGCGAUGACACGCUUCCUUGAGGAGUUUGAGAACAAUCUGGAGAGAGAGAAAAUGUGCGGUCACCUGAGACUGUUAAACAUAGCGUGUGCUGCUAAGGCCAAGGCCCGGCUGGUGACCCUGACCAAGCCGUCCAGAGAGGCCCCGCUGGCCUUCUCCCUGCUGGGCGGCUCCGAGAAGGGCUUCAGGGUCUUCAUCGACAGCGUGGAGCCGGGGAGCAAGGCUGCAGAGGCGGGGCUCAAACGAGGAGAUCAGAUCUUGGAGGUGAACGGGCAGAACUUUGAGAACGUCCAGCUCACCAAAGCCAACGAGAUCCUGAGGAACAACACACACCUGUCCAUUACUGUGAAAACCAACCUGUUAGUGUUCAAGGAGCUCCUCAGCAGGCCGGAGCAUGACCAGGAGGCCGAGGGGGAGGAGGAGGACAGGAAGAACGGAGCGCCUCACCUCCCCAAGAUCGGAGACAUCAAGAAGGCGAGCCGCUUCUCCAUCCCUGACCUGGCGGUGGACGUGGAGCAGGUGAUGGGUCUGGAGAAGGUGUCCAAGAAGGCCAAGGCCAACACAGUGGGAGGACGCAAUAAGCUGAAGAAGAUCUUCGACAAGACUCUCACCAGCAUCCUGCCCCCCAAACCAUACAACGACGUCGGCGUGGGCCAAUCCCAGGACGACAGCAUCGUGGGGCUAAAGCAGUCGAAGCAGGUCCCCCCUGCGCUGCCCGUGAGCGGGAACCUGUCGUCCUCCAACCCAGACCUGCUCCAGUCUCACCACCGCAUCCUGGACUUCACCAACCAGCCAGACAUGUCGGACCAGGUGCUGCGUGUGUUCAAGGCUGACCAGCAGAGCCGCUACAUCAUGAUCGGUAAGGACACCACGGCCAAGGAGGUGGUGGUGCAGGCCAUCCGCGAGUUCGCCCUGACGGCCGCGCCGGAAGCCUAUUCGCUGUGCGAGGUGUCCGUCACGCCGGAGGGCGUCAUCAAGCAGAGACGCCUGCCGGAGCAACUCUCCAAGCUGGCAGACAGGAUCCAGCUCAGCGGCAGGUACUACCUGAAGAGCAACAUGGAGACGGAGACGCUGUGCUCUGACGAGGACGCUCAGGAUCUGCUGAGGGAGGGGCAGAUCUCCCUGCUGCAGCUCAGCACUGUGGAGGUGGCCACACAGCUGUCCAUGAGGGCCUUCGAGCUCUUCUGCGCCAUCGAACCCACCGAGUACAUGGACGACUUGUUCAAGCUGCGCUCCAAGACGGGCUCGGCCAGCCUGAAGCGCUUCGAGGAGGCCAUCAACCUGGAGACCUUCUGGGUGGCGUCGGAGGUGACGCGGGAACCCAACCAGCUCAAGCGCAUGAAGACCAUCAAGCACUUUGUGAAGAUCGCCCUGCACUGUCGCGAGUGCAAGAACUUCAACUCCAUGUUCGCCAUCAUCAGCGGUCUGAACCUGGCUCCAGUCUCUAGACUGCGGGGCACGUGGGAGAAACUGCCCAGUAAGUACGAGAAGCUGUUUGGGGACCUCCAGGACCUGUUCGACCCCUCCAGGAACAUGGCCAAGUACCGCAACGUCCUCAACAACCAGAACCUCCAGCCUCCCAUCAUCCCUCUCUUCCCCGUCAUCAAGAAGGACCUCACCUUCCUGCACGAAGGUAAUGACUCGAAGGUGGACGGGCUGGUGAACUUUGAGAAGCUGAGGAUGAUCGCCAAGGAGAUCCGUCACGUGGGCCGCAUGGGCUCCGUCAACAUGGAUCCUGCUCUCAUGUUCAGAACCAGGAAGAAGAAAUGGAGGAGUUUAGGGUCUCUCAGUCAGGGCAGUGCCAACGCGGCGGUGCUGGAUGUCACUCAGACAGGCGGACACAAGAAGCGCGUGCGACGCAGCUCCUUCCUCAACGCCAAGAAGCUGUACGAGGACGCCCAGAUGGCCCGCAAGGUCAAACAGUACCUGUCCAACCUGAACCUGGAGACCAACGAGGACAGUCUGCACACCCUGUCCAUGCUGUGUGAGCCUUCCAUCAACACCUUGCCCAAGAGUUCCGGGGACAGGAAGAGGCCGGACACGUCUCCGGUGGUGUCCAGGGCGGCGUCCCAGCAGCGGGGUCAGCUGACCAAGAGCGGCCAGGCCCUCCAGGUGCCGGCCGUGGCCCUAUACCCCUCCCGCAAGAAGGUCCCCGUCAAAGACCUGCCGCCCUUCGGCACAAGCUCUCCUCAGUCGCUGAAGAAGAUCCUGUCUCUGUCGGAGGAGGCGAGCGAGAGGCAGAAGAGACAGCCAGACGAUGCGGCGUCCAACUCCUCCCCCCAGCUUUCCUCCCCCCUCACCUCCCCCCACAGCUCCCCUAAGAAGGGUUACCCCAGGAUGGCUGACUCCUACUCCGACUCGGGUCACAGUGAGAUCUCGUCCCGCUCCAGCCUGGUCAGUAACUCGUCGUUGGACAUGGCCCAGGAGGAGAGGAGGCUGCGGGGCCUGGGAGAGGCCCACGCUGGGGGCCCCAGGCUGGAGAGACGAGCCACCACCGACCCCGACCAGUACAGCCUCGGCUCCUACUCGUCGGUGCAUGAGUGUCGAGGCUUGUACGCCGGCUGCCCCACGGUGAUGUCAUCGCCCAGCUCGGAGGAGUUGACCCAGGACCAGGGCGACCGCGUGUCCCUGGACGCCGCCGACAGCGGCCGCGGCUCCUGGACCUCCUGCUCCUCCGGUUCCCAUGACAACAUCCAGACCAUGCAGCAGGGCCGCAGCUGGGAGACACUGGCCUUCGGCGGGGGAGGCGGGUGCCUGGGAGGGCUGCCCCACGGGGGGCCAGAGGCCCUGCUGGGGGGGCCGGCGGGGCUGUGGGCGGCGCAGGCUCGGGGCAGCUGGGCGUCGGCCAGUUCGUCGUCGUCGUCGGCAGCGUACUGGGGGGAGGACUCGGAGGGGGACACGGGCACCAUCAAGAGACGGGGGGGCAAGGACGUCAACGCAGACGGAGAGACCAGCAGCAUCACCUCCACGGGCUCGGAGGACGCCAAGCAGGGGAGACCCUCGCCCUCCCCCAUCACCACAGGGGGGAAGGGACUGCUCUCACGGAAGGAGAGCCGUUACCGGGACCCGCCCCCCACCCCUCCCGGCUACACCGCCCUGACCGUGUCGGACUUCCCUGAGACGCAGCAGCCCUCGCCCUCCGCCCCGCCCUCCCAGCCCGCCCGCCGCCCCCCCGACUACACCACGGCCCUCCAGCGCUCGCGCAUGGUCACCCAGUCUCCCGACUCCCACCUCCACGCCCAGCAGGGGGGGUCCAGGCAGCGGGCCACCGGCGUCCCCCGCGCCCGCUCCGCUGGCGAGGACCACGAGCCCGAGGAGGAAGAGGAGGAGGACGAGCAGGUGUCUGCAGUCUGAUAGUGACCCACCUCAGGGUGUGCUCUGCACUAGUCCUGUCUCUGAGGGAGAGAGAGGCUGGCAGACAGCCAGACAGACAGCCAGACAGACCGUCGGCCAGACAGACAUCAGUGACGUGCGUGCCUACCCUGCUCCUCCUCGUCGACAUGCUCGUCUCCCUCCUGGCCUUACAGCAUCGUGGGGGUUUGAAGGACCCUGCAUGCAAAACAUACUGUGAAGAUGAGAGGUGGAGAGGAUUUAAAACAAAAGAAAAUACUAAAAAGAAAAAUGCCUGGCACUUUGGCAAUAUAGACACUACAUGUGGAACUGUUCCUUCUGGGGACCCCUGGUGACGCCCUGCCAGCGGUCACACGCCCCUGACGUCGUCGCUAACGGACCAGCCCUCCCAAACUACCCCCUCCCCCUUCCUCCUUCCCCCCCCCCCCCGAUCUCCCUACUCACCUGCUAACACAACAGCAUCAUGACGUGUUGAGCUUUGUCUGCACUUUUUCAUUUUCUACUUUGUAAAACGAGAACAAAAUGGACUCCAGUUAUGAAAAAAAAAGAAAAAAAAAGCAUCAAUCAAAUUGACACUGGUUAGUUGUUUUUUUUUUGGGGGGGGGGCGGAGUUUAGGGUUUUUUUCUCUCAACUUCCUGUUAGAUGUUUCUGGAGGAAGUCUUUCCAGAAUGAUUGCACUCUGGGGGAGGAGGAGAAAGCAACGGCCUGGGUUGUUUUCGGACCGCCUCCCCCUGGACUCAGAAGACAUCUGUGGAAGAGUGUUGAAAACACAGGCUCAGUGUUAAAUGUUCAACGAUGGUUUAGUGGUGCUUCAAACCACAGCUAACUGGAGUAGGAAUCAGUAGGGGGUCGCCAAUACGUGCAUGCACGCACACACACACAGACACACAGACAGAGACAUAGGUGCAAUCAGCUUUUUUUGUUUCCGAGGUGGUCUUUUUCUGUUCAAUAACCUCUUUAAAAAAACGCAUUUCCAUGGUCAUUUCCAUCCUGGCCUGAGUAGUAACAGGACAGUCCAGUUCCUCUGUCUCCAGCAGACUAGGGUUCUGGCUGGGCGACUGAGUCGGCCCACUUAGAUCCUAUGUAUGUCACGAUACAAACCAGUCAUAUCUAGGAAAGUCACCUGGCGGUCAUUCUAUCAUACCUGGCUCUCCGGCCAAUCAGCUGAAGGAGAGAACCCGGUUCCCUCCUUUAACCACAUGCCCGUCGUCACGGUGAUCGAGAAGCACAGAGGGUGGUUUCAUCCUGCCAGGAGAGUCGGGUCCCAGAUUCUUCUAUGGUGCUGCACAGUCUAUCCCCUCACCAGCCUGUCCUCCUCCUGGGAGUGUAGCUAUCCACCCUGCGUCUCCCGUGUUCCUACUCAUCCUGCUUCUCAUUGGUUAGGGGGAAGGAAGGAAGAAAGAAACGUGUCACAUCUGUUACAGGAAUCAAUUCAGUGGGUGUGUAUAUUAGCAGGUUAUGCUAACGUACUGUAGAGCUACCUGGUGCCACUGUUGAUCCAUAUUCAUCGACUGAAGAAAAUGUUUGUGUGUUUCUGUUCAUUUUGUUUUCUUCUCUCUCACUCGUUCGACUCCGGUGGAGAAGUUUAUAGACAGGAACAUUUGAUUAGAAGUCUGCCAUUCAAAAAUACUAGUAAUCAAAUUGUGAAAAAAAAGUAUCACUUAGUUUUAUGUUGUUCUUCUGUUUGCGCUGCAUCGCUCUGAUCACAUUGAUCAGCACUUAGAAACGGUAGACUUAGAAAAACUAAAGAGUGCAGUGUUGCCCACUGUGUUCUGGAACUACAUUAUAAUAAUUUCAUUUAUUGUAUUUUUGUUUUUUUUAAUGUUUCUUUUAUUAAUGGCUGCAGAUAGAUUGUCGAUAAUGCGUUUGUAAUACUGUGGUAACAUGCAUCAUCAACUGUCAUCAAAUAUUUGAAGAGAAUGUGCAUAUUAGCAGACCAAGUUCUAUUUUGAAAAACUAAAAGUUGCACAGUGUACAAGCAUAAGGUAGUUGUAGUAGGUAGAACUGCUACAUGUGUGAUGUCCGGUCUCAACUGUACAUUUAGCUGGUGAUGAUUUUUUUUUCUUCAUACUUUUUCUUGUACUACUUUUACCUGUAUGUCUUUUAAAAAGACAAUUGGUGGAGUAUGUAUGGUUGUUAUUUUGUAUUUUUAAUACAAUAAUUGUAAAUAUUGGUUAUAUUUUUGUUGAAAUGUACUAUGUUUAUGCCUCAACAUCCAGUUCGUAUGAAGCUGGUAAUCAAUAAAUACUACAAAAGGAAUCAACUCAUAGGUUUAAAUGCCCUUCAUUGUUCCAGCAUUUCUUUUUCUUCGUUUUUUCUUUUCUUCUUUUCAGAAAACUGUUCUCUUCAAACAUUUUCCAUACACCAUCUAGUGUUUGCACAAGAUAAGACUUGGAAUCAACUUGAAAUGUGUAACUCUCGUACUUUUCUAUCUGACAGCAAUGUUUGUCAGAAUUAAUAAAAACAUAAGUCUCUCCAA
Messenger RNA from Hypomesus transpacificus, 7924 nucleotides. It is a transcript of the gene rapgef2b, whose product is annotated as Rap guanine nucleotide exchange factor 2b. NCBI's taxonomy places the organism in Eukaryota, Metazoa, Chordata, Actinopteri, Osmeriformes, Osmeridae. The coding region runs from base 588 to 5447 and encodes 1619 amino acids. Gene Ontology annotation, molecular function: protein binding; guanyl-nucleotide exchange factor activity. The record is from RefSeq and is a predicted model, not a curated record. Gene Ontology annotation, biological process: positive regulation of ERK1 and ERK2 cascade; small GTPase-mediated signal transduction. The transcript is spliced from 29 exons.